Messenger RNA from Anolis carolinensis (green anole), 3605 nucleotides. RefSeq names its product CTP synthase 1 (gene ctps1). Lineage: Eukaryota; Metazoa; Chordata; Lepidosauria; Squamata; Anolidae. The record is from RefSeq and is a predicted model, not a curated record. Gene Ontology annotation, cellular component: cytoophidium; cytoplasm. The transcript has 19 exons. Gene Ontology annotation, biological process: CTP biosynthetic process; pyrimidine nucleobase biosynthetic process. The coding region runs from base 161 to 1936 and encodes 591 amino acids. Gene Ontology annotation, molecular function: CTP synthase activity; identical protein binding.
UUCGCGCAGGCGCACAUCGACCCGAAGCCUCCUGCUCCUCCUUCUGGCCCAUGCGUUCUUCCCGCGCGCACCGGCUUCACUUGCUACCGGCUUGGGCCUUGUUGGAUCGCCUCAGAAAGAGAAGCCUCGCCCAGCAGUGAGGCGAAAGGUUUUAAAACAAAUGAAGUACAUUCUGGUAACAGGUGGUGUUAUCUCUGGAAUUGGGAAAGGGAUCAUUGCCAGCAGUGUUGGGACAAUUCUCAAAUCAUGUGGAUUGCACGUCACUUCAAUUAAAAUUGACCCGUACAUUAACAUUGAUGCAGGCACCUUCUCUCCUUAUGAGCAUGGUGAAGUGUUCGUGUUGGACGAUGGAGGGGAAGUAGAUUUGGAUCUGGGUAACUAUGAACGUUUUCUUGAUAUCCGACUCACAAAAGAUAAUAAUCUGACAACAGGGAAGAUCUAUCAGUAUGUCAUCAACAAAGAAAGGAAAGGAGACUACCUGGGCAAAACCGUUCAAGUUGUACCCCACAUUACGGAUGCAAUUCAAGAAUGGGUGUUGAGACAGGCACGCAUUCCUGUAGAUGAAGAUGGCGUAGAACCUCAAGUCUGUGUGAUCGAGCUUGGAGGAACAGUAGGAGAUAUUGAAAGCAUGCCUUUCAUUGAAGCAUUCCGCCAAUUUCAAUUCAAAGUCAAGCGAGAAAAUUUUUGCAAUAUUCAUGUCAGUCUUGUACCACAGCCAAGUUCUACAGGAGAACAAAAGACAAAACCCACACAGAACAGUGUUCGUGAACUUCGGGGCCUUGGUAUUUCGCCAGAUCUUAUUGUGUGCAGAUGCUCCACGCCUCUAGAUACCUCAGUUAAAGAGAAGAUUUCCAUGUUUUGCCAUGUAGAACCAGAACAGGUCAUUUGUGUUCAUGAUGUCUCUUCCAUCUACCGAGUGCCUCUUUUGCUAGAGGAACAAGGAGUGGUGGAUUACUUUCGUCACAGGCUCAACCUUCCCAUUGAAAAACAGCCUAGAAGAAUGCUGAUGAAGUGGAAGGAGAUGUCAGACAGAUAUGACCGUUUAUUGGAGACCUGCUCUAUUGCUCUUGUUGGCAAAUACACCAAGUUUUCAGACUCUUAUGCCUCUGUUAUCAAAGCUUUGGAACAUUCUUCUCUAGCUAUCAAUCACAAGCUUGAAAUAAAGUACAUUGAUUCUGCUGACUUGGAACCGAUUACUCUACAAGAAGAGCCGGUUCGAUACCACGAGGCCUGGCAGAAACUCUGCAGUUCUGAUGGAGUCCUGGUUCCAGGUGGCUUUGGUGUUCGGGGGACAGAAGGGAAGAUACAAGCUAUUUCUUGGGCAAGGAAACAGAAAAAACCUUUUCUAGGAGUCUGCUUGGGAAUGCAGUUAGCAGUUGUGGAGUUUGCUCGCAAUAUCCUCAAUUGGAAAGAUGCCAAUUCUACAGAAUUUGACCCCAAAACGGCACAUCCUGUGGUAAUAGAUAUGCCGGAACAUAAUCCUGGUCAAAUGGGUGGAACAAUGCGGCUUGGCAAGAGAAGAACAGUCUUCCAAACUGAUAACUCAGUCAUGAGAAAACUGUAUGGAGAUUGUGACCAUAUAGAAGAGAGGCACAGACACAGAUUUGAGGUAAAUCCAGAAUUGAGAAAUGCUUUGGAAGAAAAAGGUAUGAAGUUCGUUGGUCAGGAUGUUGAAGGAGAGCGAAUGGAAAUAGUUGAGCUGGAAGAGCAUCCAUUUUUUGUUGGUGUUCAGUAUCACCCAGAGUUUCUGUCUAGGCCUAUAAAGCCAUCUCCGCCUUACUUUGGUUUCCUCCUGGCUUCUGCAGGGAGGCUCGCACAUUAUCUACAGAAAGGUUGCAGACUCUCCCCUAGGGAUACAUACAGUGACAGAAGUGGAAGUAGCUCGCCAGACUCUGAGAUGACAGAAUUGAAAUUUCCUGCAGUAAAUCAUGAGUAAUUGCAGAUAUGCCUCAUGAUCAGAAGAUGCUUCUUUGGAUGCAAUGGCUAAACCCCUGGAAUCUUAAAUCAUAUCAUUAUAAUUGUAUUUUAACAAAUCAUGUCACCCUUUUAUGCCCCUCUCUUACAUUUAUUUUUAGUACUUUACUUUGCGAAGGUGACAGCAGUGCCUACUCGUGUGCUGAAUAAUGGCAGAAGACAGAUUCUGGAUUUCUGAUGAGAUUUAGUAUGUUAUUAUGAAUAGUCAUAAACGUUGCCAAGCAGAAUAUCUUGAUUCAGAUUUUCUGUGAACUUCCAUUGUAGGAAGUUAAAGUUAUAAGGUUUUCACUCAUAAAGGUUUGUAGAGUGGAAGAUUCUCAGGGCUGUAAAACUUAAUCCUUUUUAAGUAAUGGAUUUGUUUCUACAUGACCACUGCAGAACACCUUUUCUAGAAAUAUCAUUUUUCUGCUCUUGAAACUAUAUUUAGUUUAUUUCGAUCCUAGGAAGAGUGAAUUGUGUUGCAAUUAUGGAUUUCAAAUGUAAAUUUCCUGUAUUUUAGAUGCACAGGCGAAGAGUGUAUUUUCCUUUACUCCUGUUUCUUGGACUCAUAUAAUUCCUUGUAUCAAGGGGAGGCCUGUAUACAAGAAAAUGACUUUUCAUUUGCUGCCUUUUGGAAUUCUCAAUGAGAUGGCUGCCUUACAUUUAAAAGUCUCACGUCCUUCUUUUUGUAAGGGAGGCCCACCUAACUCUGUCACCCCACUGUUGAGAAAGCGUCACUAUGUUGGCUUAAAAUAUGCCAUGGGGGAAUUCAGUAAUAUAUUUACUGCAACCUGCAAAUGAGUAAAAGGAUGGCAGAGGACUUUUAUAGACAUGAGAAUUACAUGAAAUAAACAUGUAUACUCUUUUCUGUUUGCCAAAGUAGAUUGUACAUUGUGUUUCAAGUAAAUAAGAGAGAUGUUAUAAAACAUGCCAUGUGCACAGUUUUGUUCAUUAAAACUUGGGGAAAGUAAUCUGUGUCUGUUCUAGUCAGGCUUGGGUACUCUUGUGCCCUCACCUUACUUCCUUUUUAUUAAUUUAGGUUUGAGUAUUCAUUUUUGGAAAUCCAAAAUGCAUCAGAAUCCAAAAUUGUUUACAUGGGUGGCUGAGAUAGUGACAUUUUUGCAUUCUGAUGAUUCGGUGUAAAUGAACUGUGGAGGACUGAAUGAUGUCCUACUUUUUUUUUUACUUCUGGAUCCUUGACUUAUUUAUAUAAUUAACCAUAGUGUGACCGGUAUAAUCUAUAUUAUAAAUAUCCUACCUAAGUUCCAGUGGUUAUACUUUUAUAAACUCUGGAGAGUAGGGACGAAAUUAUUCUAUUAGGUUCAAAUAUUUUGAAUAUACUUUCAAGUCUCAUAGGUAGCAGCAAUGGUCUGGCAGAAUAUACUGUAAGCCCUUGUUUGGUUCCAGGAAACAAAUCUGUGGAUGCUCAGUGGCAUAUUAAAAUGGUGUCCCUCAUAUAAAUGGCAAAACUAAGGUUUGUUUAUGUAUUUAUUUGAAUUUGGAAUACCAUAUAUUUUCAAACCAUAAAUGGUUGAAUUGAUGGAUAUGGAGGGCCAAUUGUACUUAUGAAAGGACAACUGGUUAAUGAAAUGUAAUUUUUUUCUACAGCAAGACCGACAUACCCCACAAAAUAAUAAACCUAUUAGACUCAA